Molecule: messenger RNA, 3807 nt
Organism: Cebus imitator (Panamanian white-faced capuchin)
Lineage: Eukaryota; Metazoa; Chordata; Mammalia; Primates; Cebidae
Gene: GJA5
Product: gap junction protein alpha 5
Exons: 2
Coding region: 255-1331 (358 amino acids)
Biological process (GO): cell communication
Cellular component (GO): connexin complex
Source: RefSeq, a predicted model, not a curated record
AGGCAGGCAAGAAACAGGGAAUUGGUUUGCUAUUGGGUAGGAAACCACAGUGCCUGUCAGCCCCUCCUUCCUUCACUCAAGUAAGAUGUUCUAAACACCUACUCUGGGCCAGGCUCUGGUGAUACAGAAGAAAAGACAGUCUCCAGUUUCAAACAGUCCCUGCUGGGAGAACACAGACAGGCCGAGGAUUACAACACAAGGCAGCAAACACUGGGAGACCAAAGUUUUGGCGUCUGUCCCCUGGCUGAGCCACGAUGGGCGACUGGAGCUUCCUGGGAGAGUUCCUGGAGGAGGUACACAAGCACUCCACCGUGGUAGGCAAGGUCUGGCUCACUGUCCUCUUCAUAUUCCGCAUGCUCGUGCUGGGCACAGCUGCUGAGUCUUCCUGGGGGGACGAGCAGGCUGAUUUCCGCUGCGAUACGAUUCAGCCUGGCUGCCAGAACGUGUGCUACGACCAGGCUUUCCCCAUCUCCCACAUUCGCUUCUGGGUGCUGCAGAUCAUCUUUGUCUCCACGCCCUCCCUGGUGUACAUGGGCCACGCCAUGCACACGGUGCGCAUGCAGGAGAAGCGCAGGCUGCGGGAGGCCGAGAAGGCCAGAGAGGGCGGCGGCUCCGGCUCCUACGAGUACCCGGUGGCCGAGAAGGCAGAGCCGUCCUGCUGGGAGGAAGGGAACGGGAGGAUCGUGCUGCAGGGCACUCUGCUCCACACCUACGUGUGCAGCAUCCUGAUCCGCACCACCAUGGAGGUGGGCUUCAUCGUGGGCCAGUACCUCAUCUACGGAGUUUUCCUGACCACCCUGCACGUCUGCCGCAGGAGCCCCUGUCCCCACCCAGUCAACUGCUACGUAUCCCGACCCACGGAGAAGAAUGUCUUCAUCGUCUUUAUGCUGGCUGUGGCUGCGCUGUCCCUCUUCCUUAGCCUGGCCGAACUCUACCACCUGGGCUGGAAGAAGAUCAGACAGCGAUGCGUCAAGUCGCGGCAGGACAUGGCUAAGUGCCAGCUCUCCGGCCCCUCUGCGAGCACAGUCCAGAGGUGCACACCACCCCCUGACUUCAACCAGUGCCUGCAGAGCGGCCCUGGGGGGAAAUUCUUCAAUUCCUUCAGCAAUAAUAUGGCCUCCCAACAAAACACAGACAACCUGGCCGCUGAGCAAGUGCGAGGCCAGGAGCAGACUCCUGAGAAAGGUUUCAUCCAGGUUCCUUAUGACCAGAAGCCUGAGCUGCCCAACGGGGUCUCACCGGGUCACCGCCUCCCCCAUGGCUACCACAGCGACAAGCGACGUCUUAGUAAGGCCAGCAGCAAGGCCAGGUCAGAUGACCUAUCAGUGUGACCCUCCUUCAUGGGAGGACCAGGACCAGAUGGGAACAAAGGAGGCUCAGAGAGGAAAGAUGUGUCCCUUCUGACGUUUCCUCAGUCAUCAUUGCUUAGUUCCUUUGGGCCCCAGGUCUCAAUGACAUUGCUCGUCAAUUCUAGAAUCUAUAACCACGGCUCUGGGAUAAUAAGAGAUGUGACUACCCACCCAGACCGCAGUUCCCUCCCCACCCUCUACCCAGCAUAAUCAAUGAAGCCUUUCGGAUUAGUCAAGAAACAGGGUAGAGGAAGGGAAGGGAAGCAUGGCAGAAGCUAGCCUGGAAGCUAGCCUCUGGCUAGAGGGAGAGAAUGACUCUCUCUCUGCAUACCAGCCACAUACCAGAUGAGUUCUCUAAGUUCCUACCCUUCCCCCCUCGACCCGAUCACCCGCGCUCCUCCAAGGAAGAGCUCCAAGUUCCUGGCCAAUAGAGAGCAUGUAUCAAGGAACUUGCAAUAGACAUGUUCUUGAAUCUGUUGUCUCCAUAGACCAUUCCUUGCAGUAGUGGUGAGAUGGCCUUGGGCUGCCCUUGGCUUCUCCUUCCUCUACUCCAUCUUUAAAAGGGCUUCUUGGAACUUCACCGGCAGCCUCAACUUUACAAGUGCCUUGGUAUGUACCUCUGGCAGAUGUCCCGCCCUGGUGAUGUUGCAACCUUUCCUUCUGCCAGAGUGUACAGCCAGCCUGUGAAGGUGUCAGCUCUGCUGUGGAGUCACUGUACACACAAACUCCACUGGAAUUCCUGCCACCACCUGUCAUCCUGCAGCUCCUUUACAGUUCAAUCCAAUGACAGAAACCAUCCCUUCCCUUUCUUUCUCCCUUGGCUGUUCACCAGCCAUUCCCUAAAGGCCUUAUCGACAGGAAUACCCAGGAAGCCGUUGUCCUCUCUCGAACCCCAACCAGAUCACCAGCCACUGAGGCCAAUGGAAUUUCCCCAGGUCUUGUUAAAACAAAGAAAGCAUUGUGCUUCUCGGAUUCCCCUUGUGGAAAAAAAAAUUCUGCUGUGAAGAUGAAAACAAAAAAGGAGAGAAAACACUGGAAAACUAUUUUCUCCUAUUUACUUCCUUCACUGCCAACUUAGUGCCAAGAGGAGGUGUGAUGACAGCUAUGGAGGCCCCCAGAGUUCUCUCUCCCUGGAGGCUUUAGCAGGGGCAUGGAAAUAGUAGGGGAAUCUCCAGCUCACUUGGCAGGGCCUUUAUUUAAAGAGCACAGAGAUUCCUAUGCCUCCCUAGUGCCCGUAAUGAGACUGUCACGUGGGGGCUGCAGAAAAGCCUUGCCUUCCCCAAGGACUGGCCUGGUUUCUGUAUUCACUGGAUCUAUAAUGGGUUGCUGUUGUUUUGGAUGAAGGUAAAGGAUGCUUGGAAUUGGAUAUUGAACUUAUAGAAAGAUUAUUACAUUAUUAAAAUGCACAUGCAUGCGCGUGUGUGUGUGUAUGUGUGUGUGCGUGCGUGUGCGCUAAGAUGGGUAAAGGGGAGGGAAGUCGUGAAAUAAGGAAAGGAAAUCACACAGGAACUUGUGUCUUCUCUGGCUGCCUGGCAGAGGGGCUGAGUCUCACUGUCUUGGUGUUAUUAACCUAAACAGAUAGGCAUGGGAGGCUGGGACGGAGGAGGGUAAAGGCUCAGAGGGAGGUUGAAUCUCUGACUCACCAGCCCUCUGCUGCUAUUUGGAUGCUAUGGUUGAGUGAAAGGAAAAUGAGAGUAGAGGAGUGGAGGAAAGUGACCAGGAUGCCAUUCGGGAAGGAAUGUCUGAUCAUUCCAGGUCCCUGGAGGGGACACCUUUUAAUCUAUUUCCCGGCAUUCAUAUUCUCUCUCCUUCUAUCUCUGAAAUGUUUUAUGAAAUGAGUGUUCUUGAAUUAGAAAUUCUGUGGGAUCAAUCUUUCCUGGUGAGGCUUUUAUAAAGGAAAAAGAAAAUAAAAUGUGUAAUUUGUCUUAAUAAAAUCGAUCUCUCUCUCUUUCACUGUCCGCUUCAUGCUGUGACUGUAAGGGAAGGAUGGCAGACUUGGUGGGCAGGGGCACUUGGACUAUACCCACCAGUAAGCCAGUAAUGCAAAGAGCUUUGAAGUCAGGCAUGCUCAUGCAAGGGUUAAAAUUCCAGUUGCUAACUUACAUCUGGACUCCAGCAAGACAAUUUCUGAGGCUUGGUCUUCUCUUCUGUAAAUUGGGCCCUAUUAAUAUCUACCUCAUAGUGCCGUUAACUGAGCUGUUAACUACCUCAUAGGGCUGUUAACUGAGUUGCCUGUGAAGAGUUCAGCAGAGUGCUUGGGAAAUAACAGUCACUACGUGGUAAUUGUUGUUAUUAUCUGAUUGUUUUUGUUAUUAUUUUGAAUACACCACAGUAUUUGGAAAUGGAAUGUUGAGGGAUGAUUCCAGAACUUCCGUUUAUCAAGCCUACAAUCUGCCUAGUGUGAUCAGAUUAACUCACAUUAUUCUCUUUUAACAAUUAGAAUAAAAUUAAACAGGAA